AUGAGCAACGUCAGCGCUUGUUUACCUUCCCCCCCUCCUCCACCACGACUUCCCUGCACCCUUUCCUCUUUUCCUUCCCCCCUCCACGUUACUACACUUCCGCCUUACCCUGGCGCUGCCCAUCUGCGGUGGUCUGACAGAUGCAUGGCGGCCUGGAGCCAAGCCAAGGGAUCGGAGGAAUCCAAGGACUCGUCCAGGCAGCAGCAGCAGCAACCGAAGUGCUGGCUGCAGCUGGAUGCUGACGUGGACUGCAGCAGGGAGUCGGCUCCGAACAGAACAGCAGCAGCAGCUCUGAACCGCAAAGGUGCAGCGAAGCUACGUGCAGCAGGUGGAGCAGAUAUGAGCCGAGGCGAGGUGGCGGUGGGAGAACAGACAGGAAGAAGCGAGGCGAGAGGGUCGAGUGGAGAACGGGGGCAGAGGGAAGAAGCAGGUGGAGGUGGGGUAUAUUCCCUUCUCUCUGCAACCUCCGUUUCCCACCCACCCCCAACCUCCGUGUCUCUCGCCUCCCUUCCCCGUUCACUCUCCCCCAUCCCCACCUUUCCUUCCCUCGUGUUUCUCCCCUCCACUAUUGCGUCUCAUUCCUGUUCGCUAUCCCCCUUUCCCCGGAACCCCGGUGCCCACGAGUUCCUCUGCUCGCUGCUCCACUGCCUUCGCUUCGAAGCCACCACCAUCGCUGGUGCUGCCACCUCUCCCACCAAUCCCUCACACCCUGGGCCCCACUGCGGACGAAGCCAAGGUGAGUUGAGAAGGUGGUUGCAGCCAAGCUCCGCUGCUUCUCCACAACAUCCCUCCCUCGUCCCCCCCCUUUCCUCCCCAGCUCCGCACCUGUUUCUCGCACUUAGACUUCUGCCCCACACGUUUGCGACCCUACUGCACAAUCUCCCUCCCACAUGCCUCUCGUACACCACACCACAGUUACUUUUUUCUCUUUCCCCCCCGCCCCUCCUCCCUUCCAGCUCUGCAGCGCACCUGCUUCUCCUACACCCAUGUUUGGGCCACAGUUUUGCGUCCACACAUAGUCACCCACGUCUGCCCCGCUGCACAGGCUCGCCCCCCACAGUGCAGUUGUGCAUAGUGCAGCCACUGCCAUCCAUCCCCUGCCGUCUCUACGUUCACACACCGAUCACUCUACCAGCGCAUCAUUCGGGGGCGCUACAGCAUGCAUGUCUCCUCAUUCCCCUCUUCUCCAUGAUUUCCCCAACCCGCCCCCCCCCCUACCCACCCUAA
Messenger RNA from Closterium sp. Naga37s-1, 1227 nucleotides. The record is from the annotation of a GenBank genome assembly. NCBI's taxonomy places the organism in Eukaryota, Viridiplantae, Streptophyta, Zygnematophyceae, Desmidiales, Closteriaceae.